Stegostoma tigrinum is the source of this 1522-nucleotide messenger RNA. Its product is annotated as transmembrane epididymal protein 1-like. The record is from RefSeq and is a predicted model, not a curated record. The coding region runs from base 347 to 1255 and encodes 302 amino acids. Lineage: Eukaryota; Metazoa; Chordata; Chondrichthyes; Orectolobiformes; Stegostomatidae. The transcript is spliced from 3 exons.
AACAAUACACUUGAGACGAGAACACAUGUCAGCAGUUUUACAGGUGCCCCGUGUAAUAAGUGUGUGUGUUUGUGUGUGUAGGAUGGGGAGAUUUUAAAACAUGCUAUCAGUUUGUUCAUUUGCGCACUGAGCCCGGUUAAAACUCAUUCAAUUUCCACUUCAUGGUGGUGGUGACCUUUUUUUUUAAAGUUGACAACUCUCGAAACAGGUGUUUGAAUAAAGGGAAGCUGGAAAGGCGUUCCCAGGAAAUUGUUUAAAAAAAACAGCCUGCCUCUCAGUAUGUGGUUUGACAGGUUCAGCACAGCAGGAUUUCUUCAUUCAGGCAACAAAGUACCUCAGCUGUAACAUGGGCACCUUUAUCGGUCACAUCUCGCCGGGUCUGGCUUUUUUUUCCUUCGGGGUUCUUUACGCCUUCAAGUUUUCUCUGAUGGUGCUCCGGGGUGAGGAGAUCCAACUUGUCUCUCACUCUCGCCCGCCUGGAUUGCGGAGCUGUUUGAAGCGGAUUCCUGCUGAAGGGGUGAUGAAGAUCGUGUACGGUACCCUGGCGGUCAUGGCAGAAUUCUUUUAUCCACCCGGAGUGUACAAAUUGAUUAUUUAUAACAAAGAGAAGCCUGACUAUCCCUUUAUCCACCCCAAUGAGUGGCAGCAUGUCACCAUGUAUUCGUAUUUCGCCCUGAGCGGUUGGAUGGAUAUUAUCAGCCAGGCUUGCCUGCCGAGACGUCUAUUCCUGCUGGAAAACAUAGCCAUCACCCUGGCGUUUUACAUCGAAGCCUUGCUCCUUUACUCUCACAUGCACGGCAAGGAGAGGGUGGAGAACUCAGUGCACACCUUGCUGCUGCUCGCCUGCUUUCUGGUCUGUCUGAUCCUGACUGUUGAGAUUUGGAGACCGAAUGAUCACGUCCUUUGGUUCACCAAGACCUGCCUGGUGAUGACCCAGGGGACCUGGCUCCUGCACGCCGCCUUCAUUCUCUACAGGCCGUUCACCGGGAAACCCUGGAAGAGCGACGAUAUGGCCAACCUCAUGUUUGUCACCAACUUUUUCUGUUGGCACGUCGCACUGAACAUUAUCUUGGUGCUGGCCAUCUUCUCACUCACCGCCCUUUGGCACCGCCGCCGUGGCCUUGCUUUCCAGGAGGUCAAGAGGCAGGUCAGUUUCCACCUGAAGAGUGCGGAUGGCAGAGGCCUCCCUUCGGAAUAUUCCAAACUCCAGGCUGAAGAGGAAGAGACGCGAUUGCUCCAAGAAUGCGACCCUUAGCGUCCUGGGUUCGGCGGGAGCGCAAAGUGUGUGAUCCACAGCGCGCCUCUCACUGAAAUCUCAUCAUUGCCUUGAGCCAAGACUCAGACAGGGUUCAGUAAUCUCUCCAUUUCUUUAAACUACGCAGGCCGGUCAGGCCAUCAGCAAGGUCAGCCAGAGUCCAAGCUUAUGCGACAGCACUCCACCUCUGAGGAGGAGGAUAAAGAGACCUCAGAGGCAUGACGUCCAGUCAGAAGGUGGCAGAGACAUCACUGAGAGGAAUUCUGG